CAAUUCGCCAUUACAUUUAGUUGUCAAAAGCGCCUAGGUAAAAUAAAUAUCAAAGUUUCUGUAACUUAAUAAAUUAGAUUCAUCGAAGGAGUUUUCAUUCGUUCAAAAGUUUUAUUUUAAAGUUAUUUGUUAUUUACGGAAAUGGCUCCUAAACGAGGUAGGGGACGUCCAAGAAAAUUACCUGCAUCUGAUAACCUGAGCACUAAACUAGCUUUCGAAGAAAACGAUGGCACAAUUGAAAAUAAUAGCAAGCAAGUGAUGGAACGCGUUUGCUCGAUCUGUGACAAAACUUUCGAAAGCAAACUUGCAUUGAUUGAACAUUUAAUUGUAUGUAAUGAAAAUAGUAAUAAUUCUCUUAAUUGUGAACAAGAUUCUUCAAAUGAAUCUCCCAAGAGAAUACAUAGAGAAAAGAAAUUUAUAAAAAACCAUGAAGAUAAGCCAAAACUUUGCUGUACAAAAUGUGAUAAAGUCUUCAUUUUUCAAAAGUGCUUCAUCAAACAUAUGGAAAAUGACCAUUCCGAAGCUCCAAAUAGUGUAUCUUGUGACAUGUGUGACGUAACAUGUCCAAAUAAACAAAUAUUGUUAAAACAUAUCAAAAAGAAACAUGACCCAGGCUCUUACUCCUGUGAAUAUUGCGGAAAGAAAUUUGUACGGAAAGCUCAUGUUUCUCGGCAUUUAUCGCAGAAGGGUUGCGAUGGCCGAGAUCUAUUAAAAUUCUCAUGUGAAAUUUGUGACACUUUAUUCACAAGGAAAGAUAAUUUAAUGAUGCACCUCAGACAGCAACACAUCACAAAGGGAACAUACCUUUGCAAGCAAUGCAAUUAUUUUACUAGAAACUUCUCCAAACUCAUUGUGCAUAGCAGGAACCAUCACCAACCAAAGCCAUUACGUUUUGAAUGUGACCAUUGUGGCAAAGUUAUGAACAGCAGAGCAUCUAUCUCAAAGCAUUUAGAAAUUCACGGUGAUAAAAAAUAUCUGUGUGGUGUGUGUGGCUACAGAACUUACACUAUCGAGGUGAUGCGUCGCCAUACGCUCACACAUGUUGACAAUAAACCAUACAAGUGCAAUAGCUGUGAUCGUUCCUUUAUUCAAAGGUCCUUACUUGUGCGACAUCUUGAGAAACAUAUUGGUUUCACAUGCAAAAUUUGUCUCCAGCGAUUUGAUGAUAAAAAUGAAUUAAUCCGCCAUAAGCAUUCACAUAAAAGUGAUGAUGAAUUGAAUUGCACAUUUGAAGAUUGCGAUAAACAAAACUUCAAGAAUGCUGCUGAAUUGGAGAGACAUAUUAAGGAGCAUUUAACUGAUCACAAAUGCGAGAUAUGCGGCAAGACGUUCAAGAACGAGAUAACUCUGGGGCGGCACGUGACGACCCACGCGCUGGACCGGCCGCGCCGCUGCAUGUACUGCGUGUGUGCGCGCGCGUACCUGCGCGGCGAGCACCUGCUGCGCCACGUGCGCAACCACCACGCGGACGUGUUCAAGCAGCGGCUGAUGCACGUGCGGAAAGUGCUGGGGUCAUUCGCGACUCAUAGCCGUGUGAGCAAGUCGGAACUGGAAGCGAUACUGAAUGUCCUGGACGCGGAGUCGGAUCGUAUCAUCGAGGACUUUGGGACAGGCGUGUUGUACGGAGGCCUGCUGGCGCCUAACGAGAAUGAAACUAUUUUAGAAAUGCCUGUUAAGACGGAACCGAGCCCCUUGUUAGGGGAAGAGGACCUUGCUGAUAACCUAAAAUUAAUGCUGUCGAAGCUAAUUGAUAAGGACCUUCUAGCUGAGUAUGGUUGGCCAAACGAUAGCGUUGACGACAUAUUGGAACGAGUGAUUGAAAACUGCGGCGCUCGCGUGGCAGAACGCGAAAAAUGGAGUCGCGUACAAAGACUGAGAGAGAACGCUAAACGUCUGUUUCUUUAUGUCAUCGAGGAUACAAACAUCGCCAAGAUGUUAAGCACACACACGAUCGAUCAGGUCAUAGUGCAUAUACUGGAGCGCGUUAGCGAAGACUAGUUAGUUUAAAUUGGGUAAAUGGUUGGGUAAAUUUUGUAGGUUAGGAAAAAAUAUUGUUACAUUGCAUGAUUUUUUUAUAUGUUUGAACUUCCAAUUGAAGACAAACAAAUUAGUUUUAUUGUAUUUGUUAUUGUCAGAAGAAAAAAAUGUCAGAAGGUCAUUGUCAUUGAACAGAAGAUAUCCAUCAGAACGGACCUGGGGCACGCGGCUUUAAAUAAAUAAUUGGUAAAUUAAAAUCCCUAUAAUAUAAUAAACUUUAAAAAAAUGAUAUAUUUUUCUUGAAGACAGGCAACAUACGUCCAAUAAAACAAGAAUCGAUAAGUAAUAAAGUGCUAAAUAUGUGCCUUAGUAUUACAUAUACAUAGUUAUUUAUAAAACUUAUGGAAUUUUAUUGGAUUUUUAUCAUGCCUAGAGUAUUUUCAUUUUAUUAAUAGAGUAAAGCAAACAUUUUGAAUAAUAUUGUAUUGUUUAUUAUAAUUCGUUAUAAUCAUAUUUUAUUGUUUAUAGUUGUAUUUUAAUUAAGAUUUUUAUCUACGGGCGAGUAGCAAAAAAAAAACGUUUAAGUAAUAUAAGAUUAACAUAAUGUGACUAUUGUAUAUUCUUGCAUAAAUGAAGAGAAUGGAUAUUUUUGUAAUGAUUAUUUUAAAGCAUUCCAAUUCAAAUAUCUUAUUUAACAA
Messenger RNA from Colias croceus (clouded yellow), 2675 nucleotides. RefSeq names its product zinc finger protein 678 (gene su(Hw)). Gene Ontology annotation, biological process: regulation of transcription by RNA polymerase II. Lineage: Eukaryota; Metazoa; Arthropoda; Insecta; Lepidoptera; Pieridae. Gene Ontology annotation, molecular function: DNA-binding transcription factor activity; RNA polymerase II cis-regulatory region sequence-specific DNA binding. The transcript has 10 exons. Bases 142 to 1998 code for a protein of 618 amino acids. The record is from RefSeq and is a predicted model, not a curated record.